Molecule: messenger RNA, 876 nt
Organism: Entamoeba histolytica HM-1:IMSS
Lineage: Eukaryota; Evosea; Mastigamoebida; Endamoebidae
Product: cell division protein kinase 2, putative
Exons: 2
Coding region: 1-876 (291 amino acids)
Biological process (GO): regulation of G2/M transition of mitotic cell cycle; signal transduction; protein phosphorylation
Cellular component (GO): cytoplasm; cyclin-dependent protein kinase holoenzyme complex; nucleus
Molecular function (GO): cyclin-dependent protein serine/threonine kinase activity; ATP binding; cyclin binding
Source: RefSeq, a predicted model, not a curated record
AUGACAAGAUAUGAGAAAAAACAACAAUUAGGAGAAGGAACAUAUGGUGUUGUUUGUAAAGCAUGGGACACAGUCUGUAAUAGAUAUGUUGCACUUAAAAAAAUAAAACAAGAACGAGAGGAUGAUGGUAUUCCAGUUACAUCAGUAAGAGAAAUAGCUGUAUUACUUGAACUGAAACAUCCUAAUGUAGUAGAUUUAUAUGACAUUUACUUAGAAGAUAAAUUCUUGUAUUUAGUAUUUGAAUUUUGUGAUGAAGAUUUAUAUCAGUUUAUGUCGAGGUCUUCAAAAAUUCCAAUUAAUGAAACAAGAUCAAUUGUAUAUCAAAUACUUCAAGGACUUGCUUUUUGCCAUUAUCAUCAAAUACUUCACAGAGAUAUGAAACCACAAAAUAUCUUAAUUAAUAAAAAUGGAACAAUUAAAUUAGGUGAUUUUGGUCUUGCAAGACUUACAACAAUAAAUGAUCGUAAGUAUACUUCUGAAGUUGUUACAUUAUGGUACCGUGCACCAGAGAUUCUUCUUGGGGCAACUCAAUAUGGAGGUGCAAUAGAUAUAUGGUCUACUGCAGCUAUCUUUGGAGAAUUAAUUAAUAAAGAAGAAUUGUUUAAAGGGAGAUGUAAAAUUGAUCAAUUAUUUAAAAUCUUCUCUCAAUUAGGAACUCCAACUGAAGACAUUUGGAAUGGUGUCACUAAACUCCCUUUUUACCUUUCUACUUUCCCUAAAUGGAAAGCAAAAGAUCUUCAUACAAUUUUUCAUACAGAUGAACGUGCAGUUGAUCUUUUACAAAAAAUGUUUAUCUACACUCCUGAAAAAAGAAUUUCUGCUGCUGAUGCUUUAAAACAUCCAUUCUUUGAUCCUUUAAAUAAACCAAAUAAUUAA